Giardia duodenalis is the source of this 390-nucleotide messenger RNA. Its product is annotated as Trm112p-like protein. Gene Ontology annotation, molecular function: protein heterodimerization activity. NCBI's taxonomy places the organism in Eukaryota, Fornicata, Diplomonadida, Hexamitidae. The transcript has a single exon. Bases 1 to 390 code for a protein of 129 amino acids. The record is from RefSeq and is a predicted model, not a curated record. Gene Ontology annotation, biological process: rRNA (guanine-N7)-methylation; peptidyl-glutamine methylation; tRNA methylation.
AUGCAUCUUUUCCUUCUUUCUACGCUCACCUGCCCCAGGAAAUCGUGCUGCACUGCCAACGCCGGCUUCACUGUCGACGUCACUGAGCAGGCGGAAGACGACGCCCCGGAGUAUAACAUCGAUAUAGUUCGCAAGUUAGCCAGCAGAAUGGACUAUCCUAUGCUCUAUGGCAUGGUUGGACAUGCAGUUGAAGGUCUGCCUCCCGAUUUACCAGACGACUAUGACUCAAACCAGGAAUUUCUAACUGUCCUCGCAUAUACGCUUUACGGGUUUAUAAUACUUGAGGGUUCUAUUACUUGCAAUAGCUGCGGACUAGUCUUUCCAAUUACUGAAGGCAUACCGCGCAUGCGGCUCCCUGAGGAGGACGCAGACGAUCCAAUCAGAAACUGA